Closterium sp. Naga37s-1 is the source of this 810-nucleotide messenger RNA. Lineage: Eukaryota; Viridiplantae; Streptophyta; Zygnematophyceae; Desmidiales; Closteriaceae. The record is from the annotation of a GenBank genome assembly.
AUGGAGCGCCGUCUUCUGGAUAGGCUUGAUGACGUGGAGAAGGAGCUUCGACGCUCGCGUGCGGGGUCGGCCUCACCAUCAGCUCCUCGCGCUGCUCCCGUCGUCCCUCUCUCCGCGCUCCUGCCCCACAAUCCCUUUGGAUCCCCGGCGCGUUCAGAGCGGCCGCUGCCUGUGGGGAUGGGCUUCGUAGGUGCUGGUGGCGGGCCUCCGUGGGCUCAGUUUGCUCCGCCGCGUCCUCUUCCUGCUCCGCGUGAUCUCGCCGUGUCGUCUCACCGUGCCCGCGCGUCUGCGUUACUUCCGCCGAUGAAGGAAGUUCCCACGGCGACCCUGGCCCGCUUAUGGUCGCUGGCGGCGUCCCUGCAGAGCCUUGAGUGGAUUCUCCAGGAGUCAUUUGACUCCAUGCCGGCGAUGAAGAGGGUGGAGGCGUAUGAGCUAGAGGAGCUGAGGGACAGCAAGAUGCCAGCGGUCAGUGAGGAGGCGAUAGUGGACUUUGCAGACCUGGCUCUGGACUGCAUCAAGUCUCCCGGCACACGGCGACCCACCAUGAAGGAUGUGGCAUACCGCCUCAGUGCCCUCAUUGCCAAGCACUGCCCCGACAAGGAGGACGAGUGGGAAAGUGUUGCGAGAGACGAGAGUGCAAGCAACGAGGGUGUGUCUUCAGGAGAUGUUCCUGCUGUGUCGUUUGGAGAUGGUGGGAGGGAGCCCGAGGGGUCUGAUGGCUCACACUCUGGUAUGAGCUCAUUCAUGCUUGGCUCGAUGGGUGAUGGCCUCUUGAGUUGGCUGCAAUUGAAGCCAACCAAAGGGCGCUGA